AUGGCUGAUCUACACAAAAGAUUUUUACAAGAAUCCGUUCGCCAACUCAGUCGCAUGGACGACGAGUUAGCUGAGGCGCACAAAACUAUAAGUGCUAUCAAAAUAGUGGGCUUCGGUUCGCUGGCAAGUCUCGCCAAGCGCCUGGCCCCCUGCCCCCAUGUAGAUGACCCUCCCAAGGCGGUCACCGAAGGGGACGCUCCCCACGCGGUCGCCGAAGGGGACGCUUCCCAGGUGGUUGCCGGAGGGGACACUCCCCAGGCCGUCGCCGAAGAGGACGCUCCCCAGUCCGUCGCCGAAGGGGACGCUCUCCAGGCCGUCGCCGAAGGGGACGCUUCCCAGGCCGUCGCCGAAGGGGAUGCUUCCCAGGCCGUCGCUGAAGGGGACGCUUCCCAGGCCAUCGCUGAAGGGGACACCCCACAGGUCGCUGAAGGGGACGCCCCCCAGGACGUCGCCGAAGGAGACGCCUCCCAGGCCGUCGCCGAGAACGUCCUCCAGGCCGUCGCCGAAGGAGACGCCUCCCAGGCCAGCCGUCGAGGACGUCCUCCAGGCAGUCGCCGAAGAGGACGUCGCCAGAAGAGGACGCUCCCCAGGCUGUCACCGAAGUGGACGCUCCCCAGGAGGUCACCGAAGGGGACGCUCCCCAGGCGGUCACUGCUGACACUGUCAGCGGGACGCCCCCAGGAGGUCACUGAAGUGGACGGCCUCCCAGGAGGUCACUGGCACGUCCCAGGAGGUCACCGAAGUGAUACCCAGGAGGUCGAAGGGGCUACCCCCAGGAGGUCACCGAAGGGACGCCCCCAGGAGGCCACCGAAGUGGACGCCCCAGGCGGUCACCGAAGCGACGCUCCCAGGCGGUCGAAGGACGCUACCCAGGCGGUCACCGAAGGAACGUUUCCCCAGGCGGUCACCGAAGGGACGCAUCCCAGGCGGUCAACGAAGGGACACCCCAGGCGGUCACCGAAGGACGCUCCCCAGGCGUCACCGAAGGGGAUUUUACCCAGGAGGUCACUGAAGGACGCUUCCCAGGCGUCACCGAAAGGACGCUCCCAGGCGGUCACCAAAGAGGAAGCUCCUGCUGUCAAUGGUGGUGCCUCGGUAGCCCCCGAGCUGCUGUCCAAAAGCCCCGGCCAAUAA
This is a messenger RNA of Homarus americanus (American lobster), 1134 nucleotides long. RefSeq names its product skin secretory protein xP2-like. The transcript is spliced from 3 exons. The coding region runs from base 1 to 1134 and encodes 377 amino acids. NCBI's taxonomy places the organism in Eukaryota, Metazoa, Arthropoda, Malacostraca, Decapoda, Nephropidae. The record is from RefSeq and is a predicted model, not a curated record.